Molecule: messenger RNA, 645 nt
Organism: Capsella rubella
Lineage: Eukaryota; Viridiplantae; Streptophyta; Magnoliopsida; Brassicales; Brassicaceae
Product: GDSL esterase/lipase At1g31550-like
Exons: 3
Molecular function (GO): hydrolase activity, acting on ester bonds
Source: RefSeq, a predicted model, not a curated record
AUAGCUGAAUUUUUGGGGCUUCCUUAUGUGCCUCCUUACUUUGGAUCCAAAAAUGGAAACUUUGAGAAAGGAGUUAAUUUCGCGGUAGUCUCAGCAACGACAUUGAACAGUUCUUUUCUCGAAGAGAGAGGCUACCAUCCUCCGCACAAUAUCAGUUUAGAAGUUCAGAUUAAGAUCUUCAAAGAGAGUUUACCAAAUCUAUUUUGCAUGCCAUCAGAUUGUAGAGAUAUAAUUGGCAAUGCUUUGAUUCUCAUGGGAGAGAUUGGAGGGAACGAUUAUAAUUUGCCAUUGUUCGAACUGAGACCCUUAGAAAAGGCGAAAGAGCUUGUUCCGUUCGUCAUUAGUACUAUUUCAUCUGCAAUUACGGAGUUGAUUGGUAUGGGGGGAAGAACAUUUCUGGUGCCCGGAGAGUUCCUUAUCGGAUGCUUGGUAGUAUAUUUGACAUUAUAUCAAACAUCAAACAUGGAAGAAUACGAUUCUUUUGGAUGUUUGAAAUGGCUAAACAAGUUUGGAGAAUACCGCGACGAACAACUUCAGGCAGAACUCAAUAGACUCAAGAUACUCAACCCUCAUGUAACCAUCAUAUAUGCUGACUAUUACAAUGCUUUGUUGCGGCUUAUCCAAGAACCAACCAAAUACGGUUAG